This is a messenger RNA of Lactuca virosa, 1054 nucleotides long. Lineage: Eukaryota; Viridiplantae; Streptophyta; Magnoliopsida; Asterales; Asteraceae. The record is from the annotation of a GenBank genome assembly.
ACCAAAGAGUUGAUUUGUUUAUUUAUGAGAUUUAGGCAUUUAGCUAUACGUGUCCUGGUUUUCCCGAUGAACUCCCAGUAGAGUGCGAUGGAGGAUAUGUGGAACAGAGAAUUGUUAUUGUCGCAACAAUCAUCGUCGAUGGAAGAACGAUUCUGGACAGAAAUUGGGAGUGGAUGGAUAACCUACACGCUUGCUGUUGUAACCCUCGUCUUUGUGUUUCAGUUCGCGAGGUUUCAAAUCAUCCCCCGAUUCUUACUAUUCAUCAACCCUCGUUUUGGAUCCGUGGAACAAUCGAACACUCCCACAGUUUCUUUUCCACCGUCGUCUCAAUCACAUAGAAUAUCAGAUAUCAUUACUGAUUUGGAUCUUAAACUUCUGAUAGACAAUCUGGAUGAAACCACACAUGAGAAUUGGGAAAAUGUUGUAGAUAAAAGAAACAAUUCACUUUCCUACCAUGUCAAGUGUUGCAAACCAAAGGAUGGUGGCCCAUUGAAAUUUGAUGAAAGUAAUGGAACUGAAAUUGGACGCACAAUAAAAAAAUUCCCUUUUUUAACCCCAAGAGAAUACAUUCUUGCUUGGAGACUAUGGGAAGGAAGUGAUAAAACCUAUUAUUGUUACAGUAAGGAAUGUGAGCAUCCUUUAGCUCCAAGACAAAAGAAGUAUGUACGCGUUGGCCUUUUAAGAUCUGGUUGGAGAAUAAAGGAAGUGGGUGGUAGAAAUUCAUGUGAGAUAAAAAUGGUUCACCAAGAAGAUGCUGGUUUAAAUGUUGAUAUGGCAAAAAUGUUGUCGGUGCAAUCACUCUUGUCCAAAAGGUACCGCUUGCGUUGGAGUCUACGAGAGGAUUGUAGAGACAGGUCAUCCGGAAGUUUCUCAAGAGAGAAAAGUGUCGCGAAAGCCUUCAAAGAAAUUGAUAGCGAAUGGAUUGAUUCUGUUGGUGGGGCGAUUUGUUUGGCGCGUGGACACAAUAGCUUAAGUGGAAAGCUUGUCAUGGCAUUUGUAUUAAAUAAGUUCACAAAGCGACACCAAAAGAAGGAAUAGAGAUAGAUAAAGAAAU